This is a messenger RNA of Amoebophrya sp. A120, 2918 nucleotides long. Lineage: Eukaryota; Dinophyceae; Syndiniales; Amoebophryaceae. The record is from the annotation of a GenBank genome assembly.
AUCUUGUUCCCAGAAGAACUAAGUACAUCUGUCUUUGUGAAGGAAACUAAACUCCGACAGCAUGGCGUGCAGUUUGCGGGGGCUUUGGGUGUUUCGUGCGGAGAGCGAGGUGAAGUUGAUGCUUUCCCGCCGUUUCCCUACUGUCGAGGCACGCACAAAGGCCCUCUGGGGCGAGGGUUACGUGGAGAUUCCGUGCGACGAGGAGGUGAGUCUGAGCUUUUUGCUGGAUGUGCUGCUGGACGACGACGGCGACCAGGACACCGUUGCCUCGCUCUGGGACAAGAUUUCGGCCCCCUUCGCCCGCGACUUCGAGGGGUGCGGAAGCAGCAGCAACCUCGGGUGGCGGCCGGGACAGGAGGCUAAAGUGGAGAAGGACUGGCCGCUCGGCCCGGUUUGCUUUCUGCGCAAGCGAAGGAACAACGACGGGGAGGAGGAAUCGAUGGAGGUCGAAGGAGGAUCUUCAACAUCCUCUGCAUCAAGUUCAUCUUCGGCUUCCUCUCCGGGCGGUGAUAGAAGUACUACCUCUCGACGUCGUCCGGUGGACAAGAACGUCGGCAGCGGCCAUAGCGACAGCAACUCUACUCCUCGCAGCAGCCCGCGUUCUGCGGAAGGGAGAACAAAUGACCGGGGUGCUUUUGCGCUGCGCAGCGGAGGAGAGCAGCGACGAGGAGGUACGAACACGAAUAAAGCUACUACUAGCCGCGCCGAGCGCGUGAUCUGGCCGUGCGUGUUUCUGGCGAAGAAGGGGUUCUACCUGCUCGCGGUGGUUGGGCUGCUCCGACCAGAACUCGUGAACCAACGUGCGGACCAGAACUCCUGGCGGCCGGAGGUGAUUGAGCUGCCGGAGGUGACGGCCGCCUUUGUUUUACUCGAAGAUAUCGCGGACUUCUUGUCCCCGGACCUGUCCAUCGCGGACGUGGACGCGAUUGGGGAGCUGCAGUACUACCUGAAGGCGGCGCUGCCCUUUGGCAGUCCCGUGAACACGAACUACGCGCUGCUGCGGAAAGUGCGGCACUUGGGGUUUGACCACAGCACCAGCCUGAACUCGGUUCUCCCCCAGCAUCAAAACAACGCAAACAACUACAGCCGUGGUGCGGCCGCGCUGGCGACGUCCACCCGCAUCGCCGCCUGGAAACCGUACCUGCACAAGGAAAACACGAAGCCGCGGCUGAUGCUGUCGGUGGUGGAGAGCGUGAACUGUACCAUUUACGGCAAACCGGACCAGUACGAGGACGAGUGCUUCAUCCACGGCACGGUGUACUGCUCCGCCGAGAUCCCGGGCGUCCCCGAGUUGUCGGUCCCGCUCACGCUGCACCACACGCAGCCCGACCUGUGCGUGUACAACUGCGCGCAGCUGAGCACCGACCCGGCGCUGAACACGGUGAAGAUCUCGUGCACGCCGCCCUCCUAUGAAAAGUAAAAAUGUCUGGGUCUGGAAACUUGUGAUGCUGGGUGGCGUCUCAUGAUGAGGCUACAGAUGCUGGCUCAGCAUGACAAGUUUCUGAGUUCCUAGGUGUUGCCUAUUCUGCAUGACAAACUGCGCUUCUGCAUCACAGAAAAACGGAGCUCUUGGGUAACGUGCAUGACAGAUUUAAGAGUCAUGCCAGACAAGCAUGACAAACAUGAAUUCUUCCAGACCCAGACAUAUUUGCAUUUGAUACCUCCAGUCCGUUCGUGCUGUGCAGGUACCGGUACCCCAAGGUGUAUCAAAUGCAAAAAUGUUUGGGUCUGGAAGGAUGGAACUUGUGAUGCGUCCUGUGGGUCACACAAAAACCUGUGUUGCGUGAUCACCAAAAGUUCUUUUUUUUGUAACAACAUGAGCGGGAGUUUCUCAUGCGGGAUAGGCAUGAUAGAGACUUCGCAGAAUCUGUCAUGCUAGGUCCUGCAUUCCAGAUUUCAUGGGGCAUUGAAAAUAUGCAUGACAAGUCUGCAUUCUUCCAGACCCAGACACUUUUGCAUUUGAUAAGGUGCAGACGUUCCCGAUCCGGGGCUACUACCAGGUGAAGGAGGUGUCGCCGGUGGAGUUGAGGCUCCUCCUACAGAUCGAGUUUGGCCCGGAGCUGCUCGCCUGCACGGCGUCCGCGGAUCCGCAGUGCCAGGUGCGCAUCCCCUUUCCGGGGCGGAUCCGCGGGAACCGGCUGCGGUGCAGCGAGAAAACCACCUUCUCCAUCACGGACGACGCCAGCGUGAUCGUGUGGCAGAUCCGGCACCUGUCCGCGGAGCACAAGUCGGCGUCGCUGAUCGGCGAGCUUUCGGUGGAGAGUUUCGCGUCCUCGCAGCAGAGCGCCAGCGCCGGUGGUGGGCCGCAGGGACCGGGGGGCUCCUCUGCCCUCGGCGGCGGAUCAGGGUUCGGCAACGGGGGUACUAGCGCGGGUACUAGCAGUAGUAGUUCUGGAAUAAACAACCGGGGGAACAACGGCAGCGCUUCCUCCUCUUCAUCCGGGCACCAGCGUGGUGGAGGUCAACAGCAGCAUCCCAAUAUGAACAAGAUCCGGUCGUAUCAGCACAUGAUGAAGCCGAUCUCCUCCACAAAAGACUCCACCAUUCCCGACUACUGCGAGGUCUUCCUGAAGAUCCCCCACACGACCUUUUCCGGGCUGUCCAUUGACCCGAAGGGGGUCACGGUGUACCCCGCCACGAGGCUAAACAUCUCGCUUCAAUCCGAAGUGCUCGCCGGCCGGUACCAAAUAUGGAACGCGGCGGACGAGAACAUCCGAGGACACGUGCCUCUGGUAAUCGAAGACGACGCGCUGUUGGCUCCGGAGGAUACUUGAAGAAGAGCGCGCCGUGGAAGAUUAUCGCGAUUUAGCUUUUGUCUUGAAAAAGAAGACGCGAAAUAACGAGCGAAUACUAAUCAGGGUGUUCCAAGAAACGACUUUCAGCGAAUUAUUUGUAACAAGCGUGGGCCGGUCGUGUAC